Molecule: messenger RNA, 1674 nt
Organism: Hyphopichia burtonii NRRL Y-1933
Lineage: Eukaryota; Fungi; Ascomycota; Pichiomycetes; Serinales; Debaryomycetaceae
Exons: 1
Coding region: 115-1662 (515 amino acids)
Biological process (GO): transmembrane transport
Cellular component (GO): plasma membrane
Molecular function (GO): transmembrane transporter activity
Source: RefSeq, a predicted model, not a curated record
AGCUUCUUGUGGAUCGAACUUAGGUAGCUAGCUUAAUUUUAGCUUUUGUAUUUGACGGAAUUAACAAAAAAAGGUUUUUUGCAGUUGCGGCUUAAGUAUAUUAGUGGCUGAAGGAUGAGUUACAAUAAUUCAAAUUAUCCACCACCUCAAGGUGACCCUCAAUACCAGCAGUAUCAGCAGUAUCCUCAGCAGGGAGAUUUGGAAAAUCAACCAAAUGGUUAUAGUGAAAAACCACAACCUUCUCAAGAUUUUGAUGAUUCUUUUAAAGUAGAUAAACCAAAAUUUAACGAUUGGCCAUUUGCAAUUUUCUUUUGGUUGGUUGUUUUUGGUUUUAUAGCCAUUGCUGGGAUUACUUUGAAUGCUUUAAAGAAAACGUAUGGUCAACAAGGGUCUUCAAUCUAUAACUCAACCAAUUCUUUCACUCUUAAUACCAAUACCGUAAUUUUAUUUGGUUUUGUUAUUGUGGUUGCUGUUGUUUUAUCAAUUGCAAUCAUUGUUUAUGCUAGAUUGGCCCCUAGAAUCUUUAUUACAAGUGCUCUUAUUCUAAAUAUUAUUUUGGGGUUAGGUACUUGUAUUUAUUAUUUUGUUGCUAAAUAUUGGUCUGCUGCAAUUGUGUUUUUGGUUUUCACUUUAUUUACUGCUUAUUGUUACUGGAGUGCUAGACAUCGUAUUCCUUUCAGUGCCACUUGUUUAGAAAUCAUCAUUGAUGUUAUGAGAAGAUAUCCUUCUACUUUAAUUACUUCAUUUUUUGGGGUAAUCAUUAGUGGAUUAUUUAGUACCCUUUUCUCAGUUGUUAUCGUGGCUACUUAUGUUAAAUUUGAUCCUAAUUCCGAUAAUGAAGCUUGUUCUGUUGGUGGGGGGUCUUGUAGUAAAUCAAAAUUGAUUGGUGUUUUAGUUUUUGUCUUUUUCGCUGGUUAUUUCAUUUCCGAAGUUAUUAAAAAUGUUAUUCACGUUACCAUUGCUGGGGUUUUCGGUACUUGGUAUUACUUAUCAGGUUCAGAUCAAGGUGAACCAAAACAUCCUGCUUUGGGUGCUUUGAAAAGAGCUUUAACCUAUUGUUUUGGUUCAAUUUGCUUUGGUUCUUUAAUUGUUUCAAUUAUCCAAUUGAUUAGACAAUUAAUUCAAAUCUUAAAACAAGAUGCUUUUAAUCAAGGUGAUAUGUGUGCCGGUUGCGGUUUAUUAAUCUUAGAAUUUGUUAUUAGAUUAAUUGAUUGGUUAGUUCGUUAUUUUAACCACUACGCUUAUUGUUAUGUUGCUUUAUAUGGUAAAAGUUAUAUCAGAUCUGCUAGAGAAACUUUCGACUUGAUUAGAUUCAAAGGUAUGGAUGCUUUAAUUAAUGAUUGUUUCAUUAAUACUUCAUUACAUUUAUAUUCAAUCUUUGUUGGUUAUUUGGUUGCUUUAUUAGCUUAUUUAUACGUUAAAUUAACAAAACCUGAAUAUAAUUCAAAUGGUGGUUAUUAUGCUCCAGUGGUUGCCUUUUCAUUUUUAAUUGCUGGUCAAAUUACUAGAAUUUCAACUACAGUAAUUGAAUCUGGGGUAUCCACCUUUUUCGUCGCUUUAGCCAAAGAUCCAGAAAUCUUCCAAAUGACUAAUAGAGAUAGAUUCGAUGAGGUUUUCCAUAAUUAUCCUCAAGUAUUACAAAAACUUACUGCUGAUCAUUAAGCAGCUUUUCUC